AUGGGGCAGCUCAGCACCGAAGUCGCUCUCCGACUCACUGUCGGCCUCCUGCCCGUCCUGGUCGUCUAUUGGCUCCUCUACCCGUGGUACUUUUCGCCUCUGCGUAAUAUCCCAGGUCCUUGGUACGCCGUCUAUACCAAAUGGUGGCUCGUCUACAAGACCUGGCGAGGCGUCCGUGCAAAGACCAUUCAUGACCUUCACCUCAAAUACGGGCCCUGGGUUCGCGUCGCCCCAGACGAGAUAUCGACCUCGGACAGCAAGGCCAUAGUACCCAUCUAUGGCGUCAACUCCGAGUUCACCAAGACAGCCUUCUACACGUACCAACUGCGAGCCAUCCCAGAGCUCUUCACCAUGUCAGACCGGAAGGCCCAUGCCAAACGACGCCGCGAGCUGGCUCAUCUGUUUUCCAUGUCCACCAUCACUGAAUACGAGGACAUUAUCGCAGGUAAUGUCCUCGAGUGUAUGAACCUCAUUGCGGCCGAGGGAAAGGCCGGCCAGGCCAGCAACCUCUAUGACUGGUGGCACUACCUGUCCAUGGAUAUCAUCUGCGAGCUCUCAUUCGGAAUCGGGUUUGACAUGCUCCACAAGGGGGCUGUUAACCCUUAUAUCCAGGACAUGUACGGUUCGCUGACUAUCGAGCCCGUCCGCUGGCACUUUGGAUGGUUGAAUCGAUACGCGAGCUGGGCACCAUUCAAAUUCGUCCGAGACGCCGAGGCCUGUAGCGUGCGCGGGUUUGAGAGAGGGACCAAAAUUGUGCAAGAAUACAAGAGGAAAGAGGACAAGGGUCAGCGCAAGGAUCUGUUGCAGAAGAUGAUCAACGCCCGAGACGAGAACGACCAGCCGCUCCCGGAAGACGAUUUGAACAUCCAGUCGACGAGUUUCAUCCUCGCAGGCUCUCACACGACCUCAUCGUCACUGACCUGGAUCGUCUGGCGCAUCCUGUCAAACCAGGAGAUUCACCGGAAGCUGAACGACGAACUUGACGAGGCUCUGGGGACUGGAGACCGCCGCGCAGUUCCACCACACUCCAAGCUUGACGGACUCACCUAUCUCAACUGCAUCAUCAAAGAGGGUCUCCGGAUCGACACAUCGGUUCCAGGCUCGACGCCUCGAUACGUCCCUCCUGAAGGCGCAGUGCUCGGCGGCUACCACCUCCCUGGCGGGACCAUCGUCUCGAUCCAAGCAUACACUACCCACCGGCAACCCGACGUCUUCCCAGACCCAGACAGAUUCUGGCCAGAGCGUUGGUUGGACGAGACACCAGAAAUGCGACAUCUGUAUGUGCCGUUUGGGGCUGAUGGUCCGCGUAAGUGCAUUGGCAUCCAUUUGGCCUACAUGGAACUGCGAGUGAUCCUGGCGGCUUUGUUCCACAGAUUCGAUCUUCGUUUCGCAGGACCUGUAUCGGACGAGAGUAUGGAUAUGCAUGAGCUGUGGCUUGCGGCGCCCGUGGGACAGGAUCUCAGCAUCAUCGCCACAGAGAAGGAGUAG
Fonsecaea nubica is the source of this 1488-nucleotide messenger RNA. RefSeq lists its product as hypothetical. The transcript has a single exon. NCBI's taxonomy places the organism in Eukaryota, Fungi, Ascomycota, Eurotiomycetes, Chaetothyriales, Herpotrichiellaceae. Bases 1 to 1488 code for a protein of 495 amino acids. The record is from RefSeq and is a predicted model, not a curated record. Gene Ontology annotation, molecular function: heme binding; oxidoreductase activity, acting on paired donors, with incorporation or reduction of molecular oxygen; monooxygenase activity.